AUCUAUGCCACGUCACCAGUGUCUGCACUGAGGCUGUUCUCCAAUGGUCUUCCAUUACUUGGUCGAGAGGAGUUAAUCAGUUUCAGAGAAGCCAGAAACUUUCUACAGAAGAAGUAUAAAAAGAUUUUCUUUUGUUCUGUGCAGAGUAUAAUCAAGUUUUAAUUUUAAACUUCUGGGCACAUUUCUGAAGAUUUCUGCUGUGAGAGAGUUCUUCACCUAGAAACAGGCAUAUCCAAAGAAAUUUAAUGAAAAGGAAUCAUUAAGCAGGAAGCUGACAAAGAGGAGCAGCAGCACCUUUUCCCAAGCUUUGAGAGUGGAGAAUCGGCAUCUUCCUUUUCAAUUUACAUUAACUUGCUUUUCUUCAGAUUCCUGUAGGAUAUUCUUGGGCCAUCAUGAAUGUAUUUCGGAUCCUUGGAGAUGUCUCUCAUCUCUUAGCUAUGAUCAUUUUGAUAGUGAAAAUCUGGAGAUCAAAGUCAUGUGCUGGUAUUUCAGGAAAGAGUCAGAUCCUUUUUGCACUUGUUUUCACAAGCCGUUACCUUGACCUCGUCACAAACUUCAUCUCCUUUUACAAUACCAUCAUGAAGGUUAUUUUCUUACUUUGUGCCUAUACUACUGUGUACCUGAUCUAUGGAAAAUUCCGGAAAACUUUUGACAGUGAAAAGGAUACUUUCCGUCUUGAGUUCCUUUUGGUUCCUGUCACAGGUCUCUCAUUUUUAGAAAACUACCAAUUCACUCCUUUAGAGAUACUAUGGACUUUCUCAAUUUAUCUAGAAUCAGUGGCUAUCCUUCCACAACUUUUUAUGAUUAGCAAAACAGGUGAAGCUGAGACAAUCACAACACAUUACCUUUUCUUCUUGGGCCUUUAUCGUGCACUUUAUCUUGCCAACUGGAUCUGGCGUUAUCACACAGAAAACUUUGUUGAUCAAAUUGCUGUUGUUUCUGGAGUAGUACAGACAAUCUUCUAUUGUGACUUUUUUUAUCUCUAUGUCACCAAAGUACUAAAAGGGAAGAAAUUGAGCCUCCCAAUGCCAAUAUGAAAAUGCACACAAUGGAAGGAAGCAGAUGAAGUCCAUGUUUCAGGAUUCAAGACACUUUUGCCAUGUCACUAUUUGAAUUCAGAGCAUAUGCCUUUUUCUUUCCAUUUCAAUUAGAAAACAUGAUUGCACCAAAGGGACUGUGGUCUAAGUAACUAACAUUUCUGAACUUAUUUAGUGUGGAAGACAACUCAUCUGCAGUAGUUUUAUAAAGAAGCGUUCCUUCAAAACUAAAGAAACCAGAUUAUGAUUUAACCACUGUAUCCUCUAUAAUGGCUACAUCCAAAUUUCAAGUGAUUAAAGACUAAAACAGCUGUGACCUAGCACUUUUUCCUAAACUAUCAAUGUUCCCACAAGCCAUUAGGGAAAACAUUUUUAAAUAUUCAAUUGUAUUUUUAAAUAAAAAACAAGAUUUCUGAAUUUUAUUGACAACAGUUUUUUAAUUCAUACCUACAAAAGAAAACAAGAUGGUAUCAAAAAGGACAAUUUACAAACUAAUAGUAACAUAGCUUUUUAAUAUACUGUGCCUGAACAUCACAGACCUAUGAAUCUCUCUUUUCAAGUCUUUAUUCACAGAACAGGAAUGUGUUCAAAUACCAAUAUGGAAAAAAAAAA
This is a messenger RNA of Crotalus tigris (Tiger rattlesnake), 1649 nucleotides long. It is a transcript of the gene KDELR3, whose product is annotated as KDEL endoplasmic reticulum protein retention receptor 3. NCBI's taxonomy places the organism in Eukaryota, Metazoa, Chordata, Lepidosauria, Squamata, Viperidae. Gene Ontology annotation, biological process: endoplasmic reticulum to Golgi vesicle-mediated transport; protein retention in ER lumen. Gene Ontology annotation, cellular component: membrane; endoplasmic reticulum; cis-Golgi network. The transcript has 5 exons. Gene Ontology annotation, molecular function: ER lumen protein retrieval receptor activity. The record is from RefSeq and is a predicted model, not a curated record. Bases 393 to 1037 code for a protein of 214 amino acids.